AUGAGCGUGUCAUUAGCAGGCCCUGACGGUCGAGUUGUUGGUGGAGGUCUUGCUGGUCUUUUGGUAGCUGCUGGUCCUGUGCAGGUAGUUGUCGGCAGCUUUACACCUGGUCAUCAGAUGGAGCAGAAGCAGAAGAGGCAGAGAACUGAACCACCACUUCCUCCACCACCACCAAUGGUGACUACGCAUCCUCCGGUCACUGUUCUGACAGCCGCAGAUCUAAAGGGGGCGUAUGCUGCAAUGAAGCCAGUCAUAAGCCCUCCCUCGUCGUCAUUCCACCACGUUGAAUCAAUGAAUCCAAAUAAAAUCCACUAA
Molecule: messenger RNA, 315 nt
Organism: Linum trigynum
Lineage: Eukaryota; Viridiplantae; Streptophyta; Magnoliopsida; Malpighiales; Linaceae
Source: the annotation of a GenBank genome assembly